Molecule: messenger RNA, 1381 nt
Organism: Chenopodium quinoa (quinoa)
Lineage: Eukaryota; Viridiplantae; Streptophyta; Magnoliopsida; Caryophyllales; Amaranthaceae
Exons: 6
Coding region: 83-628 (181 amino acids)
Source: RefSeq, a predicted model, not a curated record
UGAUGGCUGACCCCUAGGAUUGUGUCCCUUAUUAAGGGGAUUGUGGGAAAGGCUGUAGCAGGUUCUAGCUAGAAGGCAACAGAUGUCGUCCGAGAAGUGGGAGCUAAGGAAGGUGAUCCAAAUAUCAUUGAAUCACCUUGUGUUAAGAGUCUUGGGAAGCUCCAAAGGAGGUGAAGAAAGUCCUGUUAAAAAAGAUCUUGCAGAGGAUGCUGAGGACCCUGGGGCCAAUGGCAAGAAUGCGGAGGUUAACAGGGGAGAAGAUAAAGUUGAUGAAGAAAGUCUUGAGGAAAAAGAUAUGAAUGUUGAGAAUGAUGGGGCCAACAGGUUCAUUGGGGAGGCUGAGCAGGGCGAGGGGUUGAAUGUUAAAGAUCCUAACCGUGCCAUUGUGCAAACACCGAGUAAUAAGCGUCUUGUUACUUUUGUCCGGGGUUGGAAGGACCACAAGAAUGACAAUUAUCCGUGGCCUUCAAUAAUUCAAUGCAACGACAUGGAUGCUAAGCAACGGGACUGUUACCGCGUUGUCUGUGGCAGAGCUAGGGUUGGUGAUCAGUACAUUCGGAUGGCUUCUUUGUUGUACACCAAAUCUUGGGUGCACGAAUAUGGUGAAAAUGACAAGCAUGUUUGUUAAAAAAGGGUGACCAUAAACAUUUGGCUAGGAAGUACGGGAAGACAUUCCUUGCCUGUAGUUUGAACCAGAUUCGCGCGGUUUUCAUGCCUGUAAUUGAGGUGGAUCAAGAGGAGGGAGAGCAUUGGUGGUGUCUUGCUGUUGAUUUGAAGGGCAGGCAUGUUUGGGUUAUUGAUUCCUUAUAUGACCAACCCUUUGAUUCACAUACAAAAGCUGUGGAUGACCUGAUUAGGGUACUGGAUGUCCUUGUUGAGAUAAGUGAUCCAUUGUGGGAGAAGGGCAACAUGUGCAACUGGCCUAGGAGAGUGUUUGAGGUUCAUCAGAAAGACACGGUCAAUUUGUUCCUACAAGAUGCGUAUAGUCCCCACAAUGAUCUCCAUGCGAAGCUAGAGGAAAUUGUUCCAAAAGAUCGAAGGGGUGGGAGGAGGAACAAUUCUCAAACAACGAUGCAAUGGUAACCUUUCAGUUGUUGUGUCACAGUUACUUAGAGGAAAACAGUAUUUAUGUGUUGUUUUCUCUUGAGGUCUGUGGUAUCUCUGGAGAUGUUUUGACUAUUUCUGAACAUCAAAAUUUGGGUGUGGGGUUGAACAAUUUCAUUUUGAUUAUGCUUUUUUUUAAUGCUAGCAUGUUUUAGAUUAGCAUGGUUCUAUAACUAAACUGGUAGUGUAUGCUUUGCAUGGAUUAGUAGAUAUAUGCUAUGAUUAAAUCAUAUGUUUAUUAGGAAAUGCAGUUUCCUUUACAUAAAAAUACCUUAAU